Solea solea (common sole) is the source of this 3837-nucleotide messenger RNA. RefSeq names its product G protein-coupled receptor 61-like (gene gpr61l). NCBI's taxonomy places the organism in Eukaryota, Metazoa, Chordata, Actinopteri, Pleuronectiformes, Soleidae. Gene Ontology annotation, cellular component: plasma membrane; endosome; signaling receptor complex. The transcript has 2 exons. The record is from RefSeq and is a predicted model, not a curated record. Gene Ontology annotation, biological process: G protein-coupled receptor signaling pathway. The coding region runs from base 246 to 1538 and encodes 430 amino acids. Gene Ontology annotation, molecular function: G protein-coupled receptor activity.
UGAGAGGGUUUCUAGAGGAGGGGUGGUGAAAUCUGAAAUCACCAUGGAACCAGCGAUCAGUGAUUUUUAAUGAGACACAUGCAUGUGAUGUGCAACAGGAACUGGACACCUGGAGAUUUUCAAACGCCAUACGACGAGUUGCCUGGAUCUUUACCUGUCUAGACAGAGAGGACGUAUAUGGACUGUACGAUACAUCCAAACAUGAAGAGAUCUGAGAAGCAAAUGGAGGAAGCUGUGAGUGAAUAAUGGCCGACAAGACUGUUCCCAUGCUCGCCUCACCGCCAAACCAAUCCAUUCCAAAUCUCACCACCGCCCUAUGGGAGCUCAAUCCCACCGUGCCUGCCAAUGUGAAUGUCGUCACAAGCUCCCAGUCACAGAUCAAAGACCUUUUCGGGUUGCUCUGCAUGGUGACCCUUAACCUCAUCGCCUUGUUGGCCAACACCGGUGUGAUGGUGGCCAUCGCUCGAGCGCCUCAUGUGAAGAGGUUUGCGUUUGUGUGUCACCUGUGCGCGGUGGACCUGGUGUGUGCCAUCCUCCUCAUGCCUCUGGGGAUCAUAUCCAGCUCGCCGCUCUUUGGCACUGUGGUGUUCACUGUUCUCGAGUGUCAGGUUUACAUCUUUCUUAACGUCUUCCUCAUCUGCAUGUCCAUUCUCACCAUCACAGCCAUCAGCGUGGAGCGCUACUUCUAUAUCGUGCACCCGAUGCGCUACGAAGUCAAGAUGACCAUCAACCUCGCUGUUGGUGUGAUGCUCCUCAUUUGGUUCAAGUCUCUUCUCGUGGCUCUGGUGACGCUGUUCGGAUGGCCGGCUUAUGGACACCAGAGCUCCAUCGCGGCGGCUCAUUGUUCUCUACACGCAAGCCACAGUCGUCUAAGAAGCGUAUUUGCUGUGCUCUUCAUUAUGGUUUGUUUCCUGGUUCCUGUAGCGGUUAUCUUCGCUGUUUAUUGUGCCGUCUACAAAGUAGCACGCACUGCAGCCCUGCAGCAAGUCCCCGCUGUGCCAACAUGGGCAAAUACGACCCCUGCUAAGGAUCGCUCAGACUCCAUCAACAGCCAGACCACCAUGAUCUCCACCGCCCGCUGUCUGCCCCAAAGACUAUCUCCAGAGAGGGCCUUCAGCGGAGGCAAGGCUGCACUUACUUUGGUGUUCAUCGUGGGCCAGUUUUUGGUCUGUUGGUUACCCUUCUUUAUCUUCCACCUACAAAUGUCCAUGACUGGCUCCAUGCAUAGCCCUGGGGACUUGGAGGAGGCUGUCACCUGGCUGGCUUACUCCUCUUUCGCGGUGAAUCCGUUCUUCUACGGCAUGUUGAACAGACAGAUCCGAGAGGAGCUGGUGAAGUUUCGACGCUGCUGCUUGACCCAGCCUGUGGAGUUUGGGGCAUCCAGCCAUGAGGGCUCCCUUCAGGAGAACUUCCUGCAGUUCAUUCACAGAACUAGCAGCACGCCUGAAACCCACUCCAGCUGUGCCAACUCCAGCCCCAGAAACACCUUAGGCCAGAAGAUAAAUAUUCCUGGACAAAUACCAAAGGAAAAUCCUUAAGCACUGACCAACACGAGCUAUGGACUGUGAUGCUAACACAUUAUGCCAAGUCACUUUUAUUUAAGGAUAUAUAUCGGCAUUUCACUCCUCUACUAACAAGCCUUUGAAAGGAUUAUUAGCCUCCUUCACAGUUCGUCUGUUCCCUGUCGGUAGUGAACUUAUAUGGAUUUCUUUCCCCAUCACUUAUACAUUGAAAUUGCCUGAAGAAGUGGCCUUUAUUGACAAGAAGAACCAUUACUGUGACCAAUAAUCUGUACAUGUCAGUGUGGUUUUAAUACAGACCUAAAAAACAUUGCCUUUAAUUACAUUCUGCACACCCAGUGCCGUUUACUGUUCAAUAGUAAUAAAAGUGUGUCGUUUAGCAAUGUAUUUAUUUGAAUUAGUUUAUUUAAUAGAGGCACAAAUACAAUAACAUUGUGAACUGCACAGCAAUUGUGAGAUGUGAUGUAUGUACAGCAAUUUGUAUUAUUGUUUUUGUAUAAAUGUUUUAUAAAUGUGUAAAUCUGGAGUUUACUAAAAUAACAAAGACAAAUGAUAUUGUAUAUUUGGGACGUGAUGUAAUGUGAGUGAUGCACUGUCAUCACCGUUUCUCCAGUUUUUCUUUUAGUAGGAGGAGCCAUCAUCCAGCCAGGUUUGGUAAAGCUGAAUUGUGAGUAAAAAAUGACAAGCUUUGUGGAAACUGCAGUGACUGUCAUCAAUGGCCUCAAGAAACACAAAACCAAACUUUUGCAAAGCUCAUUUAUUGCAUUUACACAAGUGAUGAUAAAUGCUGCUUUUUGGAGUGGUGCUGCCAACAAAGUCUAAAAAUAUUUUAAACCCUUUACCAGGCACUCAUUGAAAUACUUGGAAAUUAAAAAUGGGAUUGGAUUAUUGAAGGACAUUUUCAAAAUGUGUUAUUUUCAUGUAGAAAAUCAAGGUCUGUGAAGGGACCACACCGCACCGUGUUAGCUUAGCGUUUCAUCAUACAGCAGUUGUACAGCCCAUUGAUUUUUCUUUAUAGUCCCUUUAGCCUUGAGCUACUAAACUCUUCCUCUGGCAGCUUGUCCCACAGUACAGAGCCACUACACAACUCUAACUGUGCAUGCCGUUUAUGCUUUCUGAGCCUGCAGGUGCCAAAAAACUCUCGGCUAACAUUUAUAGAUAUAUUUUGUAUAUUUAAUUUAUAACAGCUCCUGCAGCAGUCAUAGGUUAUCAUUUACCCAGUUACCUGCUAAACUACGUCUCUUAAUAGACAGAGCCAAAGAGCUUUGCAGUGUAGCCAUAACUCUGAGGUUUGUUGCUUUAUUAGCUUUAUGAGCUUUAUGAAUCCUUGCCCCUCUAUGAUAAAAACAAAUCUGAAAAGAGUAUAUAAUAGAACAUACAAGAAAAACACAUAUAAAAUGAAAGGAAAAUUAUGUCAGAACAUUUUAGAACAGUGUUUCCUGGUCCCCUGUCCUGGAGAAGAACUGAGCCAUAUGACCAUUUUUUUUGAACAUUUGGAACUGUUUUGAAUGUCUGUGGAAGUUACUACAUAUACUGUAGUUCUUUGCCCAGUAAAGAGUUAAAAGAAAUGACAGGUUUCAAUAUGGAAAUCAUUUCAUAGUACAGUAAAGUAAUAUUAUAGAUGUACCAUCCUAUUUCUAGUGAAAUUUUCAGCUUGGUAUAACAAUACAAAUAUAAUACUAGAAAAUUCUGCGGCAACAUUUUGACCUUGCCUGCUGUUCUUUCUGUUGUCGUCGGGUGCAGGACUUGUGCUGGUAAUGGAGGAACAUUUGGGUGGAUUGAACCUUUAAAACUUGAAGUAUUUCGACAAAGUGGUAUUUUGGUGGAAUCAGCCUUUAAAACUUGGGGAGAGAGAGAGAGAGAGAGAGAGAGACAAGUUUCUAACACCUUUUUUGAUAAUUUCCCAGUCAUGUGUAUGUGGAAAUUAUUUGCAGUUUUUCGCUAUUUUUCCUGAUCAAACCGCAAGUUUUGACAAAAGAUGUGUGGGGGUUUUCUCAAAACUGUGGGAUGAGUUACGCGGCAAACUUUUAAGAAUAAACGCACAGUAGAAUAACAAGAUUGUGCUUGCGCUGCAAUGCGUUCUCACUUGAAUGCCUCGCAGCAGCAGGCAAUAUGACUUUUUUGUCAAAUUUUGGACGACAUACUAAAGUAUGACUUUUUGGUCAAAAUUUGGACGACAAGCUAUGAAAGACUUUUUGUCAAAACUUGGACCACAUACUAACCAAUGACUUUUUUGUCAAAAUUUGGACAACAUGCCUACCUAUGACUUUUUUGUCAAAUUUUGGGCGACAUACUAUAGUAUUGUAGUGAAUGGACU